Pelobates cultripes (western spadefoot toad) is the source of this 6650-nucleotide messenger RNA. The record is from the annotation of a GenBank genome assembly. NCBI's taxonomy places the organism in Eukaryota, Metazoa, Chordata, Amphibia, Anura, Pelobatidae.
GACUGACUGAGUGUGAGGGACGGACACUGACUGACUGUGUGUGAGGGACGGACACUGACUGACUGACUGUGUGUGAGGGACGGACACUGACUGACUGACUGUGUGUGAGGGACGGACACUGACUGACUGACUGUGUGUGAGGGACGGACACUGACUGACUGACUGUGUGUGAGGGACGGACACUGACUGACUGACUGACUGUGUGUGAGGGACGGACACUGACUGACUGACUGUGUGUGAGGGACGGACACUGACUGACUGACUGUGUGUGAGGGACGCAGACACUGACUGUGUGUGUGUGUGUGAGGCAGACACUGACUGUGUGUGUGUGUGUGAGGCAGACACUGACUGUGUGUGUGUGUGUGAGGCAGACACUGACUGUGUGUGUGUGUGUGAGGCAGACACUGACUGACUGAGACCGACCAUUAUUGGUAUGUAUCUUGUGGCUAUGGUUAUGUAUAUUUUGUUGCGUUCACUCAUGUUGAACCCGUAUCUUGUGUUUUUCAGCUUGGCCACCAUGCAAUGCUGAGAGACCUGUUGCAGGUGGAAGACGAAUGGAAACCCUGUUUGUACAGGCUCCAUCCACCGCUGAGCUGGGUAUCUGAUUGCUCUCCAUUUUACUUGAGAUAAUGUGGGUGUUUGCCCAAUUCUGGAUGCAUAAACCAGGAAGGGUUAAAUACUUAAUCCAAACAAUUCUCUCCUGCAGCUGCUAACAAUGUUCCUUUACAUUUUAUUUAUAUUUUUUAUUCUAGGAGAGGGGGCCCUGGGAAAGCUGGUAAUACUAUAAAGCUGUUUGAAGAGGGAAUAGGUGGGACUUCUACAGGAUUACUGUCCAGUAUAGUAUAAACAUUUACAGAUGUAAAAACCGUGUUUUAAUACAAUACAAUCCAUACUAGUUUUCCUGGCACUGUAGUGCCCCCUCAGGGUCCCCCUCCUGCCGGGCUCUGGGGAGAGGAAGGGGUUAAACUUACCUCCUUCUCCAGGGUGGGAGCUCUCCACCUCCUCUCCUCGGCUGAAUGCGCAUGCACGGCAGGAGCCGUGUGCGCAUUCAGCCAGUCUCAUAGGAAAGCAUUCUCAAUGCUUUCCUAUGGACGCUGGCGUCUUCUCACUGUGAAAAUCACAGUGAGAAGCACGCAAGCGCAUCUAGCGGCUGUCAAGAGACAGCCACUGGAGGCUGGAUUAACCCAUUUAUAAACAUAGCAGUACAUAGCAGUUUCUCUGAAACUGCUAUGUUUAUUUAAAAAAAAAAAAAGGGUUAACCCUAGCUGGACCUGGCACCUAGACCACUUCAUUAAGCUGAAGUGGUCUGGUGCCUAUAGUGGUCCUUUAAUGGGAAUAGCUAUACUAAUGUCUGUCAUGUUUUGUUUUCCUUCAGUUUAUGGACUUCUGAGUGAAGGAAGAACCACCUGUCCCAUUACCUGGCAGAUUUUGCCAUGCCAAUACCCAGGGAUGACAUGGGUGAGGCACCUCUUACCCGCACUCCAAUUCCAUUGCCUGCUCAUUUCCAUCAGGCUGAGCAAAGCUUUUCACUCAAGAAGAGAGGACGGUCACUCUGCUACACCCUUCCACCUCGUCCUCCGGUAAAAAGCAUCCCACCCAUUAGUCGGAUUUUUCCCAACAGGCAGCGCUCCUGGAGCCAGCCUCGUCCUCAGAGCGUAUCUUUUCGUACUCCUCAAACUGUCCCACCGGCCAGCAAACUCUAUGACCAGAGCAAAGGCGAGACCUUCUUUAAGCAGUGCUUCCAGAGUAUUUGCAAGUUGGGCAGAGGGUCCUUUGGCGAAGUGUAUAAGGUGAGACUAUCCUGGGACAAAGGAGAUAAAACUCUUCUUAAUGGUUUAUUGCUGUAACUGGAAGCAGGUUUAUAAUCCCAUCAUCCAGACUCGUAAACCCUCUUUGUAAGUCUGAUACUUAGAUAAACACUUGUGUGACCAAAGAGAUGGGUUCGUUAUAUUGCUGUCAGAAUGAGCAACAUGCGAGACUAACAAAGUACAGCUCUGCUUGGUGGGAAUAUAAUGACCAAACAGCAACACAUUUCAGAAGUGCUUUCUGGGGGCCACAUGUGCAGAGCUGAUUCCAUCCUAUCUGGCACAACUGAAGUUUAUUAGAAAACUUUUAAAGAUUGCUCAUUUUAGGGAGCUGGAUGAGGCAAGAGUUUAAUAAUUUUUACUGUUCACACCCAAAAUCCCCCCAUUCUUGGUUUAGUGAAAGAAGGCCAUUGUAUAAGAUGCUCCUAGAAUUGAGAGCUUCAUUCUGUUUAUAGAAAUACCACUCCAUUGUUGGAAAAGCUUACCAAUUUAACAUUUUUAAUGAGCUGAACCCAUGUCGGCUGUCAUUACCUUCUCGACCAGGUGUGUAGGCUUUGUGAUAUGCAUGGGGUCAUGCACUGGAAGGAUGGGAUUUAAAGGGCUUACUCGGAGGCUUUUUUCAGCCUAUCAGGGUUUUUCACAGAACUGGACCCAAGAAGAUUAUUCACUAAAUCCAGAGCUGAAAGACAGGCGACUUGAAGAUUUUACAAUUCCUCUAUGAAUUCAUGUAAAUGGUUUUAUUGAAUAACCAUGCUUGUUUAUGAUGGAUUUAAAUUCAAGUAAAGGAAUUUAACUUUACCAAGCAUGGAUUGACCAUAUAUUUACACCAUUUUGGGUUUACUUUUUGCUGAUAAAGCAAUAUCUUGCCCACUGCAUGUUUCUGUAUGUUAAAAAGUAUAAUUAAAAUGGAAUUUGGGUGCCAUGUACACACACUAUGAACCAAGCCAGCAUGACCAAGGAACAUUAUGGAUGCUCCCAUUUACGGUAAACUUAAUUCGCUUACACCAUAGGCAGCAGUAUAAGGGUUAAUAAUACGUGCCUAGCUUUGAGCGCAACUCAAACACUAAUUUUGCCCCUGUGGGAGAGGUUCAUAUGGAGCACUGCUUCCCUGGUUUUAUUUAUUGACCUUUACCCUAUGGCUGCCAGCUGUUUGUGUAAGUGGUAAGAUGAAGUGUCAUUUAGUAAUCUUUUGGACUGUAAUUCUUCAAGUUGUGCUGUAUCUACACCAUUUUAUGCAGUCUCCACAUCAGGGCAAUUUGCAAGUGUUGGCCAACACUGGGUGAUGAAAUUAUGGAGUGAAUGCAUUAACAUGGUAUUCAGAUUGCCACGUGUGACCCUGACUUUGUUCCAAACAGAUGUCUGGUAGUAUAUAGUGCACCGUUUGUUAUUUUUGCUCCUAUCUUGGUUUACCAUUAGGUGCGAAGUCGUGAAGAUGGCUGCCUGUAUGCUGUAAAGCGCUCCGUUUCACCGUUCCGUGGUGAGUCAGAUCGCCAACGCAAGUUGCAGGAAGUGAGAAAGCACGAGCGUGUUGGACAGCAUCCUAACUGUGUGCGCUUUGUAAGAGCUUGGGAGGAAAAAAGCCUACUAUAUCUGCAGACAGAGCUUUGUGUUGGCAGCUUGCAACAGUAUUCAGAAGAGUUGGCAGGGCCUUUGCCACCACAACGGAUCUGGAAUGUCACUUGUGAUUUGUUACGGGGUCUAAAACAUCUACAUGAUCGCAACCUGUUGCACCUGGACAUUAAGCCAGCAAAUGUUUUUAUUGCCUUUUCUGGGGUCUGCAAGUUAGGGGACUUUGGGCUUAUGGUAGAACUAGAUGGCUCAGACGGAAGUGGAGAUGCUCAAGAGGGAGAUCCCAGGUACAUGGCCCCUGAGUUGCUUGAUGGCGUGUUUGGGAAAGCGGCUGAUGUAUUCAGGUGAGGAAAACCUAUUAAAUGAAUGCACCAGCUUCUAGAAUGCUGAACAUUAACUGACGUCUGACUCUAAAUCUUAGCCUCGGGAUGACUCUUCUAGAGGUUUCCUGCAAUAUGGAGCUGCCAACAGGAGGGGAAGGUUGGCAACUGCUGAGGCAAGGACAUCUUCCAACAGAGUUCACAUCAGGCAAGUAUAUAACCACCUAUCUUUCUGGUUUACAUCUUAUAGGAGAAUUAGGUAUCCUGAGCAGCAUAUCUAGUACAAAGCUUGGCCUGUGGACCUAUUUGGCUGAGAGGGCUUCCUCCCUCAGUUUGACCAUUGUGAUAUGUGCUUGAUGUACCUGUAGCAUAGAUCUCCACCCCUGGACCAUCCCAUGCAUGUACAAUCUAUAAUCCCGUGAUACAAAAAUAACAUACCCAUCAACUAUGGUUAGCUUGCAUACCUACUCUAGUGCUGUAUUCAAAAAUCUAGGUCAGUUGUAAGAAGUCAAGCAGAUGUCUUUCAUCCUGAGGUUUUAUUCUUCCCUGUUGCUCAUCAGAUCUGCCCCCAGAUUUCCUGAAAGUUUUGUCAGCAAUGCUUGAUCCGGACCAUCGGUGCCGAGCCACAGUGGACUGGCUCCUCUCACUUCCUGCCAUCCAGCGAGCAGAGCGAUGGAGAAAGCUGACACUUGCUACACAGUGGACUCUAGGAAAGCUUCUUGUUUUGUACCAGGUGAGAUACUGUCAACAUGGAAAUUCCUUCUUGUGGUAUUUUAUCAGAUUCUGACAAGUACCUUUCACCUAUUUUCUCCUCAGCUGUUGGUAUGGCUCCUCUCCUUUGUAGCUGAAAGUCUUAAACGCCCAUUUCUGUGGUUAGUAUGCUGUGUUGGAGGACGAUUGUCUCAGUGCCCCCUUCAUGCCUCUCCUGUAUCUGGCCGCCUGGGUGACAGCAGCAUUUCUAGUGACUGGGAUGAUGAUGAUAGCCUUGGUGAUGAUGUGUUUGAAGUUCCACCUAGUCCCCUGGUCCCUCUGAGGAACCUGACUUAUCAUGGUCAUGAAUUCCCUGGCAGGUACUGAAUGUGAAACUGGGUUAAGAACUAAUGGAACUUACAUAGACGUCUAGGUGUAACCUUUUUCAUGUUUUUGCAACACUAGACAUUCCCCUGAUCUGCCACGGCCAUCACUGGGUAGCACUUCCACACCUCGUAACAUGUCCCCAGAGUAUGGGAUAAGAAGGAGGUGAGUCUCUUAUCUGCGGGUCCUGCUAAUAGCCAUGCUCUCCUUAUCUCUUCUCUGAUUGGCUCAUCUUUUUUAUAUAUAUAUAUUUUUUUUUUAUAGGUCAGCUCUGACUCUGACCCCUAAUGUGAGCCGUAUCAGCCAGGACUCUCCAAGUAGUGUGAAAACAUUGAGCCCUAGCAGCAGUUCAAACUCAUCUGGAUUUGAGGAUGCUGAUGCUCCACGUUCUUCUUUCCUGCCUCGGAAUCUCCUUACCAUGUUUGAAGAUGUAUCUGAACCGUGAGCAGAGCUUCCAAUGACUGCCUCCUAGAGCAGAUACCAGCUGAAUGUAAUGUGUUUGGAGUAUCGUUACAUAUAUGGUGGUGGUAAGGUUUGCUCUGUUGCUUGUCUUGAAUUAUGCCUGGGGUGAUGACCAUUCCCUGCUCAUUGUCCAGAUUGGACUAGAUUUGAAAUGAAAGACUAAGGCCAUGUGCUACUUGUGCUCAAGUGUGAACAUUCCUUGUCAAGAAGGCAGCAAAAGGAUUUAGACAUUUUCCCUGCAAACUCUGUGGUGAGGAAUCUAACCUGAGGGUGGGCCCAAGCAGAUUACCAAAUCAGGAACCUGUGUGAAGUACAAUAGGCAUUUUUAUCUUUUAAAUCUUUUUACAUUAUUUCAAGAACCUGGACUGUGAGAAUUCAUUGGAAGCGCUGAAACUCAAGAAGUAUUUUCACUUGUGUUUAGUCGGUUAUAUUUUAUUGUUUAAUUAGGAACUACCUGGCAGCAAUUUCAGUGCAGAUUCAUCCAAGCCCCUCCUUUCUUAGAAUUUUCUUGAUUCUGUUCAGGCGGUGGUGAACCAGUUUAUAUCUCCUUGUUGCAUACAGUUCAAGCCACCGCUCAUAUUAAAGCUGACAAUUGGAGCAUGUGCUUACAGUAGUAACUUUUGUGAGACCCUUUAAUCUAGCCAUGUUUGCUGGAUCACUAGACAAGGAACACACUCAAGUAUUCCCCUCCCAUUACGCUGGGUCGGUCACAUCACACUAUACAUUGAAUCUAUAUACUUUUUAUUGAAGGUGCAUAUACAGCCCAUUGCAGGAUACUCUGGGUGCAUACUGCUUCUCUAUCAAUAUUUAAUCUGUAUUAAUAGACACCAUUUUCCUUACACAGUGGUCAUUUACCUAGCUAGCACUCUGUGUUAGACUGUAAUUUUGAUGAUUAUAUGUACUCUAUACAUGCAAUCUAUACUGACACAUUUUGGGUUAAAGGGUUUGUUUUUCCCUUUACCUUCAAGUCUACUUAACAAAACUGCUGUGUCCUGACUCCUAAAUAGAACCCCCGAGGAAGAGGGUAAUGUCCGUUAAUACAGUACAUGUGUAACAUUGCUUUUAUUAAUAUGAUACAGAAAAACCAACACCUCCUGUAUGUAAGAAACCAUUUCUAGUUUUAUUAUUGCAUUAAUAAUACUAUAGGCUUCGUGCAAAGCCCAGGCCAACAGGCCCAACUUGUACCAAACAAGAUCAUUACUUUCAAUAGUAAAAUCAAUGGAAUGACACUUGUACAGCGAGUACACAUAUCCCAACAGAGAGUUCAUUUAGGGCACCGGAGAGAAAUGAUGAAGGAAUGGAACAAGUUUGGCAGAAUUCUGCAACUUUCAAUAAUCCAUUUUUCCCAAUUUAUUAAACAUUUAUUUGAAACCGAUAAAAAGUAGUGUUUUGGGUUUGUUUGUUUUUUGGCCUUUUUCUG